ACGUGACGAGAUGAAUUGCUGUGUUGGGGUCUGAGUCACUCUCAAUGUGCGUUCAAUAGCAAAAAACAGCCAGAGCAGCAGUCUGGUACAGAGCUGGUGGGGGCCGGAGAGAGAGGGAGAGAGGGAGAGAGGGAGAAGGACGCAGUGUGGGCGGGUUAAGAAACGCCGAGAGGGAGGGGACGCAAGCGUAAUAUUCCCACCGAUUUUCUCCUCUCCUCUGCUCCGUACAACCGAGAAAACAAGGGCAUCGCUCUCCUCAUCUUUCCUCGCAUCUCACCACCGACUCUUAACAUCAGGCCCCGAAAGACACCCCUGUCAUUUGCUUGAGCUGCUGUUUAAAAAGAGCAUCGGCGGCGUGUGUCCUCCACCCCCACCUCCUCUCUCUCUCUCUCUCUCCCUCUCUCUCAAUCUAUCUCUCUCUCUCUCUCUCUCUAUCCCCCUCUCAUACCUGGAGGUUUGGUUUGGUUUCAGCUUUUGCGGGAGGGAUUGCCGAGCCGAGCGGCAGGGGCGUGAGAGGCGGAUGCUGCGAGCGUAGAGGCUGGGUACCAAAACCAGGAGCAUCACCGCACUCGCCACGAUGGACAGAAUGAAUUUUCUCUCCUUCCUCUUCCUUUGCUUGACUUCGGUUGCCACUGGCAACAAAGCCAAUAAGCACAAGCCAUGGAUCGAGACAGAGUACCAGGGGAUUGUCAUGGAGAACGACAACACCGUACUGCUCAAUCCCCCGCUCUUCGCCCUGGACAAGGAUGCUCCACUACACUACGCAGGUGAGAUUUGUGGUUUCCGGGUGCAUAAUGGCCCCUCAGGUUCAGGUUCGGUCCAGUUUGAAGCAGUGGUUCUGGACCGCUCCACUGGUGAGGGUCUGGUUCGGUCCAAAGAGCCACUGGACUGCGAGAGCCAGCGGGAGCACAGCUUCACCAUCCAGGCCUAUGACUGCGGAGAGGGGCCCGAUGGAGUCAACAGCAAGAAAUCCCAUAAGGCCACCGUGCACGUACGAGUGAACGACGUCAACGAGUUCUCCCCUGUGUUUGUCGAGCGUCGCUACGAGGCUUCAGUCCCAGAAGGACGUCUGUUUGACCGAAUCGUGCGCGUGGAGGCCCUGGAUGCCGACUGCUCCCCGCAGUACAGCCAGAUUUGCUUCUAUGACAUCAUCACUCCCAAUGUGCCCUUCGCUAUCGAUAACGACGGAAACAUUAAGAACACUGAGCCGUUGGAUUCGAAGCGUCAGCGUGUUCACACCUUCUGGGUGACCGCUUUUGACUGUGGAAAGAACCGUGCUCAAGCUGACGCCCAGGUUGUUGUCACGGUCAAGCCAUCCUGCAAACCCGGCUGGAUCGGAUGGACCAAGCGUGUGGAGUACACACCUGGGUCAGGUAGCAUCCCCCUGUUCCCCAGCUUGCAUUUGGAGACCUGUGAAGAGACUGUGUGGAACAUCCAGGCCACCGUAGAGCUCCAGACCGGCCACAUCGGGAAGGGCUGCGACAGAGACAGCUAUUCUGACAGAUCAGUGCGACGACUGUGUGGUGCUGUGAGGGGCGAGGUGGACCUCCUCCCACCCCCAUCGCCUGCAGCCAACUGGACCUCCGCCCUGCCUACUCUCCCCUCUUCUGAUUCCUCUCUGGUCUUCUCCUUUAACGGCUCGAACCACGUUGCUGUGGUGCCUGACUCGGUUGUGUCAGCAUUAUCUGGCGACCAUUUCACCCUCCAGUUGUGGAUGCGAAGAGGGGGUGCUAACAUCCAGCCUGCGACCACUCAGACCAGAGGAAAUCACAAGGAGGAGGAGACUAUCGUGUGCGGCACUGUUAAGAACGAUGACUCCUUCUCCCACUACUCUCUCUCCGUCCACGGCUGCCGUCUCUCUCUCUUCUACUGGCCCGACGUCUCAGCCGCACGGCCCGUCAAGUUCUUGUGGAAACUGGAGCAGGUGUGCGACAGCGAGUGGCAUCAUCUUUCACUCAGUGUCCAGUUCCCCUCAGUGACCUUGUAUGUCGAUGGUGUGACCUUCGACCCCGCCCUCAUCCAUGACAAUGGAGCCAUCCCCAACCCUGCCCCCCGCCAGAGGAUGUUCAUCGGUGCCUGCUGGGAGCCAGAAGAGAAGCAGAAGGAGAUACUGAACAACACCAUCCCAGAGGGUAAAGACUCAGUGAAGUAUGUGGGUGGUUACCAUGGCCUGUUGUCAGGCGUGACAGUACGUCCCGGCAGCGUGGAGCCUCACAGUGUGGUGGAGUGUCUGUACGCCUGCAGGGAGGGGCUGGACUUUGGAGACCUGGAGACUCUAGGCUCUGGCAUGAAGGUUCAUGUGAAUCCCAGCCAGUCAGUGUUGGUGCUGGAGGGAGACGACAUUGAAAGUUUUAACCGUGCAGUGCAGCAGGUCACCUACAGAAACUCUCUACGCUUCGCCACCCCUGGAGUUCGGCCCCUCAAACUUACCACCUCACUCAGAUGUUUCAACGAGGAGAGCUGCCUGUCCCUCAAGCAGCUGGAAGGCUACCUGGUGGUCCUCCAGCCUGACGCCCCUCAGAUCUCUCUGUCUGGAGUCGGCCCCCAUCUGGCUCGUCCUGCCCCUGAGUUUGAAGGCCCUCGUGGCGUCCCCCUAUUCCCGGAGCUCCGGAUCGUCUGUUCACUGUCUCAUGCAGUCAACACAGCUGCGCAGGGGAUGGAGGGUGGAGCUCUAAUGUCAGAUGCUGUGGCUCACACUUUGGACGGCUGUGAGGUCCAACCUCUGGGCGAGGAGCUAAACCCAGAGAGGGAGGAACUUCUAGUCGACAUGGAUGUUGUGCGAGAGAGGGGGUUGGAAAUCAUCAAUACUACUGCGUAUAUUGCCAUCACAGGUGCUGAAUCCAUCUCUGUGUACGAGGACGUCCUUCGCUCAGUCCGCUACCGGCUGGCUAAAGGCUCGGCCCGCUUCGAGAGGCGGUUCCGCCUGUCCUGCUCUGAGAUGAAUGGCAGAUACACCAGCAAUGAGUUGACCCUGGAGGUGAACUUCCUCCACUCUCUGGACAGCCUGUACCACCCGUCCCACCUGCUGGCCUCCCAACAGCAAUUUCUCCAUCCAUCUCACCACUCUGGGGAGUUGAGUGGGCACACCUUACCCAAUCCUCACCGCAACUCAGUGGUCCCAGGAGCGGCCACCGUCAUCAUAAUGGUGUGUGUGGGUUUCCUGGUUGUUAUGGUGAUCCUUGGCGUUUUCCGAAUUCGCUCCAUCCAUCGCCGCGGGGAGGGUGCCAGGGGUGGGGCGAAGGAGGGUAGCAGCCAAUGGGACGAUUCUGCCCUCACCAUUAUCGUCAACCCAAUGGAGUCCUAUGAGUCUCGUAUGGGCAUCUCUGCUGACACGGAGGGAGAGGGGGAGGAAGAUGAGGAGGUAGCAGAGUCACCUGACGACGCAAGUGACGACCAGCGAAUCAUCAUCAAGAAGGAGGGGAGAGACGGCAACGCCCGUCGCUACUGAGCCACAUGUAUCUCUGCACCAGUUCUCAUGGAAACCACAAACCGGCUCACCAGUCACACACUCCAACACUUUUAUUAUCAACGACUGCUGACACCACUAGUAUAAGGAAUGUAUGCUUACAAACAUGACGCACAACACAUUCACUGUAAUACUCUUGACACUCAACGCCAUAUGUGACCUAUAGCCAACAACGGGCAGUUGUUCUCCACUUAAAUGUUCAAUGGCACAAUGUAUACAGUUAAUGUAAUUAAACCGCCUGAGCAAACCCCACCAAAAUUGUAUGUGGUGCACCAGUUCUAAAUCACAAGAUGGUAAUGUGUCUGUAUAUUGUAAUACUGGUUGAAUGAGACUGCUUUGUUUAAAAAAAAACAAAAAAAAAACAGAUUGUAUUCUAUCUUUUGUUAUUGAAUGCAAAAUGAAAACUGGAACAAUCUUCAACAUACUGGCCUUGAACAGAUCUGUAGGCAAAGACACAAGCCUCGAUCUCGACGUGUCUCCACACUCCCUUCUUAGACUGACUCAAGAAGUCUGUGCACAAGCUCUUUUCUCCCUCCUUUGCAUCCUCUCUCGACACAUUCCUCGACCACUUUUAAUCCACACAGUGAAGACAGUGAGGUCAAACAUUACGGUCACUCUCUAAUUUAUUUAAAAAAAAAAAAAAUUAAAAACACACAUGCUGGCAGACAUUUUUCUUUUGGUAUUGUGACUAGUUUAGCGCUUCAGCUCUCGAAUAUAUUUUAUCUGUGAUUAAUGAUAAGAGUUCUAGACUAUCAACCAUAAACCUCAAUUUAACGCAAAUCGGUACGUCAGCAAUACUCUAAGGAAACAGAGUAAGAGCCUCUAGGUGUUGAGCCCAUGCUACGUCAUUGUGGUUCUGGUUCAAACUGGAGUCUUUGAUCUUUGCAAAGAUGCAGCUUGUGCCACCAAAUAACAAAGUGUCUACAGUAAAACUGGUGUAACCUGACCUCUGACCCCCUCUCACAGUGACCGCUGGAAUGUCUCCAAAUGACUCUCACUGCACUGUUUCACUCACUGCACACCGCUCUUAACAGUAACUGCAACACGACACAUGCAUACACACAAAAACACACACACACACACCAUAACGCUACCCCUGCUGUUUCCAGAAUGUCAGCUCAGCUUGGGCAGUUUUGAUUGUAUUGAUUGUAAUGAAUUUUCUGUACAUACAAUGAUGAAUAUUAUGAUAUUAUUAUUACUAUUAUUAUUGCAGCCACUCUUUCUCUUUUACUGCACACUUUGAGAGGGAGCUGAUUAUCAUUUACUUUUUUUUCCCUCCCAUAUGAGUGAUCACCUUUACAGCAUCAGAAAACAGUAUGAUGAUAAUAAUAGUAGUAGUGAUAAGGAUGAUAAUCCCUGGCUUGAUGAGUGUCUCUUACUUUGUGUGUAAUAUUGUUGUAAUUUAAGAAUUUGUCAAUAUCUGAAUCACAGAAAAAGGAGGGCACAUUGUUGUGAUACCUAGACAUGUCUAUCUUUCACUCAUGUCAUCUUUCACACUUCCGGGUAAUAUUUUCACAUUUCAAAAACUAAACCUUUUUUUUAAAAAACAAAAAAUUUCUUAUUUUCCUCCCGCUCCAUCCGAUAUCUUUGGUUCAAUGAAUGUACAACUGUGUGCUUCUCCUCCACCCCUGCCUCCCUUCCUCCUUCCUUCACCUCUCCCUCACUCUCCCUCUGUGUCUCUUGCUGUCUGUCUGUGUAGCCUUUCAAUGUGCAGUGCUAAACCUGUCAGUAAAUAAAGCCUGUCGUUUUUGAGUGUGAUGUUAAGAAGGAAUAAACAUUGCAUUGAUUAAUAACUUAUAUUAUUACUAUGUUACUAUCGGAACAUUACCUGUAAUUAUUGAUACAAUGAUGACAUGGAUUAUGCUGACUAAUUGUUAUUGAGAACUGUCAGAAAACAUUACAAAAUUCAUAAUAAAAACACUAUAUGACGUCUCCAUGAGAAACUUUUCCUUUUAGAGUAGGGCUCUCACAAUUAAAUGCUUGGGAAGGAUCAUGUAGCACUGUGAGUUGAGAUCACAUGGGAAAAAACUAACCCAGAUUAAUCACAUAUGUUAAACUGUAUAAUAUAAUGAUACAAUAUUAUCAUUAAUAAUGAUACAAUAUUUGAGUCUUACAUGAGUAACCAUAUGAUCAGUUACA
Thunnus maccoyii (southern bluefin tuna) is the source of this 5605-nucleotide messenger RNA. RefSeq names its product calsyntenin 3 (gene clstn3). Gene Ontology annotation, cellular component: postsynaptic membrane; cell surface. Gene Ontology annotation, biological process: homophilic cell-cell adhesion; positive regulation of synaptic transmission; positive regulation of synapse assembly. Bases 578 to 3448 code for a protein of 956 amino acids. The record is from RefSeq and is a predicted model, not a curated record. NCBI's taxonomy places the organism in Eukaryota, Metazoa, Chordata, Actinopteri, Scombriformes, Scombridae. Gene Ontology annotation, molecular function: calcium ion binding; X11-like protein binding; kinesin binding. The transcript has 19 exons.